AUGUGCAUCCCAAGUCUCAAAGUAUGCUUUCUAGCCUUUUUCGCUUGGGAGUAUAAGCUAACCUUUUUGUCUUCAAGACUCCUAGAUUCAACAUUUCCCAAAGACCCAGGUCGACCGCUCAACCAUCUUCGUCGAUUUGUGAAAGAAAGCUUUCUCCCAGAAACGCUCAGAAAUGCGAUAGAAAGCGAAAGACAGAAGCGAAGGAAGAAAAAUGACAACAAUAAUGAUAAUGAAGUACCCAUACCAACUAUAUUCGUCCUGAUAGCCCCUCCAGUACCAGAUUUGGCGCAGUUGAGGACUCUUCUUGCGCCUUUUGUGCCAUCUACACCUACACUCACACCCACGCCUGCACCUGCACAUGCGAAUAACAGCACGCCCUCUACCGACGAAAACAGCCCUCCAAAAGAUGAAGAGGAGGAGAGGGAAGAAGAAGAAAAUUCAAUGCCAAUCCACCACCUCACAGUCCCCCUCCAACCUCCUCUCACCCAACACCAAGCAGACCAAUGGACCAACACAUUCUGGCCAACAAACUUCAACGCCGCAUUUCCGCGCAGCAUAAUCGCUCCUCCAGUCAAGAUUCUGGACGCCACGAAGACGAAUAUCAGACCCAAAGCCGGGUAUUACCUUGGAUUAGCGUGCAAGGUAGCGCAAGAAGCAAAAUUGCUGAAGAGAGGGAGGGGUAUUGGUGUUGUCGUGGUUGAUCCUUCGCUUGCUCUUGCUAGUGUAGGGAACGGCGACGAUGAUAAGGAGGAGGUGGAGGAGGAGGAUGCAUAUGAUAAUGGCAUUGUUGCUGUUGCCGGUGAUGCGAGAUAUAUCGCACCUGGGAUCGUAACAGAUACAGCAGAAGAGAAUAGAAAACACAACCCCGAUUGCGAGGGUGGACCAGAAUUCCACGCUAUCAUGCGCGUUAUCGAAAUGGUAGCUAUGAGGCGUAGAGCUGAUAGCUCUGCUGCUGCUGCUGCUACCACAUCAACAUCAACCUCAGCAAUAACGGGGGAUGUGCACAACCCAUCCCUAUCGCCGCUCGAAACGCAUUACUUGUACCGUCCGAAUUCUUCCACUACCAUCACCAGUCCAAAUCAGAACAGAAUCCUCACCCGCUCCGCAGGCGGCUAUCUCUGUACCGAUCUUGAUAUCUAUAUUACGCACGAACCAUGUCUAUCCUGUUCCAUGGGGAUACUCCUCUCCCGGUUUCGGGCAGUGACGUUUCCGCGACGAGGACGACUUAGGUCGGGGGGGUUGGCUUCUUCUUCUCCUCCCUAUCCACUCGAGCAGGAAGAUGGGCACAGCCACGACGAAAAGAAAAAGACGACAGAGGAUAGAGAUGUGUAUUAUGGGUUGCAUUGGAGGGCGGAGUUGAAUUGGAGAGCGAUGUGUUUUGAGUUUGUGCAAGGAGAUGAGGAUGCUAGAGAUGGGGUGGAGGAAGUGGGCGAUUAUUAUGCUUGA
Talaromyces atroroseus is the source of this 1446-nucleotide messenger RNA. RefSeq lists its product as hypothetical. The record is from RefSeq and is a predicted model, not a curated record. Gene Ontology annotation, molecular function: catalytic activity. The transcript has a single exon. Lineage: Eukaryota; Fungi; Ascomycota; Eurotiomycetes; Eurotiales; Trichocomaceae. Bases 1 to 1446 code for a protein of 481 amino acids.